This is a messenger RNA of Abrus precatorius (Indian licorice), 942 nucleotides long. RefSeq names its product NADPH-dependent aldo-keto reductase, chloroplastic-like. Gene Ontology annotation, cellular component: cytosol. Gene Ontology annotation, molecular function: aldose reductase (NADPH) activity. The coding region runs from base 1 to 942 and encodes 313 amino acids. The record is from RefSeq and is a predicted model, not a curated record. The transcript is spliced from 7 exons. Lineage: Eukaryota; Viridiplantae; Streptophyta; Magnoliopsida; Fabales; Fabaceae.
AUGACCAACCAAAUCCGAUUCUUUGAACUCAACAAUGGAGCUAAAAUCCCUUCUGUUGGUUUGGGAACUUGGCAGGCUGAUCCUUGUGUUGUUGCUGAUGUUAUAACUCAUGCCAUCAAGGUUGGUUACCGCCAUAUUGAUUGUGCUCAAUUCUACGGCAACCAGAAAGAGAUUGGCUCAGCAUUAAAGAAGUUAUUUGAGGAGGGUGUAGUCAAACGAGAAGAUUUAUGGAUUACCUCUAAACUCUGGUGCACAGAUCAUGAUCCAGAAGAUGUACAAGAAGCAUUGGACAGAACUUUAAGCGACUUUCAGCUGGAUUAUAUAGAUUUAUACCUUAUUCACUGGCCAAUUAGAAUGAAGAAGGGAUCAGUGGGGUUGAAGCUUGAAAACAUUGUGCCAUCAGACAUACCUAGAACGUGGAAGGCAAUGGAAGCUCUCUAUGAUGCUGGCAAGGUUAGAGCUAUAGGUGUAAGCAAUUUCUCCUCUAAGAAGUUGGGAGAAUUGCUUGAGAUUGCUCGUGUUCCUCCUGCUGUCAACCAAUUAGAGUGUCAUCCUGCAUGGAGGCAGGACAAGUUAAAGGCUUUUUGCAAAUCUAAAGGUGUACACUUCUCUGGAUAUUCACCUUUGGGUUCCCCUGCCUGGCUUGAAAGUGAUGUCCUUAAGCAUCCAGUUAUAAAUAUGGUGGCAGAGAAAUUAGGAAAGACUCCUGCACAGGUAGCUCUUCGAUGGGGACUUCAAAUGGGGCAUAGUGUGCUACCCAAGAGUUCUAAUAAAGCAAGGAUAAAGGAAAAUUUUGAUGUUUUUGACUGGUCUAUUCCCGAGGACAUGCUUGCUAAAUUUUCUACUAUUAAACAGGUAAGAUUACUCAAAGGUAGCUUCUUAGUCGAAGAAACAACUGGGGCUAACAUAUCUGAGGAAGACUUAUGGGAUGGUGAUAUAUGA